Molecule: messenger RNA, 2210 nt
Organism: Megalobrama amblycephala (Wuchang bream)
Lineage: Eukaryota; Metazoa; Chordata; Actinopteri; Cypriniformes; Xenocyprididae
Product: C3a anaphylatoxin chemotactic receptor-like
Exons: 2
Coding region: 251-1189 (312 amino acids)
Biological process (GO): complement receptor mediated signaling pathway; positive regulation of cytosolic calcium ion concentration; inflammatory response
Cellular component (GO): plasma membrane
Molecular function (GO): G protein-coupled receptor activity; complement receptor activity
Source: RefSeq, a predicted model, not a curated record
AUAUAUAAGCCUCCUCUCGUGCUGAUUGGAUAGAUCAUUUGAACAUGUUCCUUAACUAUAACUAAUAACUGCAGAAAUAGAAAGUGUGUAAUCGAUAAAAAUAGAUUUAUGUAGAAGCAUGUUUCUCUUCCUACACCAUCCCACCAUCACUCUUUAAGAGAAGUAAAGGGGAACUUAUCAUCAGUUGUUGAUUUUCAACAAUAAACAGAACUUGCAAAGAGGUUUUUAUGGGACUGAAGCCAUACAGAAAAUGGCAAGCACUAUUCCUGUCACUACGGACAAUUCUACAGUGCAGACAGAGAUCUCCUCAGGCUUUAACAUCUUCAUGAUAUGCAUUUACAUUGCCAUCCCUGCUAUAGGUCUCAUUGGAAAUGGACUUGUGAUAUUUGUGACUGGCUACAAAAUGAAGACAAUAGUCAACUCCAUUUGGUUCCUCAACUUGGCGAUUGCAGACUUCAUCUUCUCCUUAACUCUAAUCAUAGGCACCAUUUCACACAUAGGCCGCAUGUUUUGGCACUUGAAUGACUUCAAGUGCACGUUUCUCUGUUUCAUGAUUUACCUAAACUCAUUGGCUAGCAUUUUUCUGCUGACGACUAUCAGUCUGGACCGAUGCCUGUGCACAUGGAUGGUUGUGUGGUCUCACAAUAAUCGAACCGUAUUCAAAGCCAGAAUCAUCUGCAUGAUUGUGUGGGUUUUAUCCAUCAGCUGCUGCAUCCCUGCAGUCAUCAAACAUUCAGCAGUGGAGAGUGAAGAAAUCUAUAAAACUUCUACACAAUACAAGUCUUUUGUCACAUUUAUGUUCAUAACAGGCUUUGUCAUCCCCUUCCUGAUCAUUGCAUCUUCAUAUAUAGCUAUCGGUGUGCGAGUCAAACGUCUCAAAAAGGAGAAUCAGCUCAGGUCUUACCGGGUCAUUAUAGCUGUGGUCCUGGCAUUUUUCAUAUGCUGGCUUCCUUUUCAUGUAUACAAAUUUUAUAACAUAAAUGCAGAAGAUAAUCAGUUAAGAGGGUCUGCUAAAGAGGUUCUUUUAAAAACAGAAGCUGUAAUUAACUGCCUGGCUCUUCUAAACAGCUGUCUGAAUCCCAUUCUCUAUGUGUUCAUGUGUGAGGAGUUUAAGAAGAAGCUUAAACAGUCUCUGCUGCUGGUGCUGGAGACGGUGUUUGCUGAAGAUCAUCUGGACUUCAGAGUCUAAAAGCAAACAAAAUAUAUCACCAUCUUUCUGCCUGACAGUUGACAAGAUAACCAAACAAGUGUAUAUAAGUAUCUAGAUAUUUGCAACUCCACUUUUCUGUCUUGAUGGACACCUUUUUUAUGACCACAUGAGGUUCAACUUAUAAACAGCCAUAAACUGCGUGAUACAUAAACUGCGACUCAAUUUACUCCAUAGCAAUUGUUUUGGGGGGGGGUUGGCUAUUUUAAUGUGACAUCAACCUCACUUUAUCUGCAUUUCAUUUCAUGCAUAAGAAAAAGGGAUUUUCAAUAUAAAAAUACUUGUGGUGUAUCAUAACCUGUUCUAGAAAGUAGUUUAACUUUAUUACCGUACAGCCUACUUUAAGUAGACUAUCUGUACUUUAUCAGAGUGUUAUUAUUUUGGGAAAAUUUUACUUUUACUUCAUUACAUUCCAGUAGCGGAGCCAUGAUGGGGCCUGGGGGGAGGGGGGGAUUCUGAUUGCUUAAAAUAAAAAAUUAUGGAAUUUUUAAUUUGUUAGCCUAAUUGAUAGAUUGACCAAUGCAGCACAGUAAAAUGCUAUGGCUGUUAUUGGUUUGAUUAUGUCAUGUGUUGUGCCUAUACGCUGUCAUUAUCUUUACACGUUCAUUAGCCUAACAACAUGGAAGGAGGAAGGGGGAAAAGUGGCAUCUACAUCUGAGCCUACUUCUCCUUUCCACGAGGAGACAGUGAGGGAAGCGACACCUGAGGCUUCCCAAUUCCAGGAAAUGCAUAUUUCAUCACUGGACUGUAGCAGUGAGACUUCCACGACACAAAUCGGCACAAUGCCAAAUGAUUUUGUCUCAUUAUAACAGCGGAAACAAUUUAAAACACUCCCUCAUUAUGGUGGUGUAAGGCGUCAUUUGAAACUAUAAAGGGUCCUCACAAUUAAAACAAAACAUUGUGCUUUUGUAAAAUAAAGAAAACAAACAGGAUAUGUCUCGGUGUUCUUUCUGUGAACUUGUUUGUGGAGCAUGUCAAAAAAAUAAACUAAAACUGGCAUAUA